Messenger RNA from Fonsecaea multimorphosa CBS 102226, 1713 nucleotides. RefSeq lists its product as uncharacterized. Lineage: Eukaryota; Fungi; Ascomycota; Eurotiomycetes; Chaetothyriales; Herpotrichiellaceae. Gene Ontology annotation, cellular component: membrane. The record is from RefSeq and is a predicted model, not a curated record. Gene Ontology annotation, biological process: transmembrane transport. The coding region runs from base 1 to 1713 and encodes 570 amino acids. Gene Ontology annotation, molecular function: transmembrane transporter activity. The transcript is spliced from 5 exons.
AUGGCCUCUGCACGCCCGGACACAAAAGGCCAAAGCCACAAUGCGACGGACAUCAACCCUCCCUCCGAGCGCCGGGGGUCCCUUAUCGUCGAUACCACGCUCGCAAGCGAAGAAGACGCCGCGGUUCUAGCAAAGAUGGGGUACAAACAAGAACUCCGCCGGAAUUUCAGUAUGCUCGAGGUGUUCGGAAUUGCCUUUGCCAUCAUGGGCUUGCUUCCAUCCAUCGCGAGUACACUCUCCUACUCCAUCCCCGCCGGACCCGUGGGCUUGGUUUGGGGGUGGUUUCUAGCUUCGGGCUGGAUCUUCAUCGUCGGUCUAGCCAUGAGCGAUCUUGCAAGCUCGAUGCCGACGAGUGGCGGGCUUUACUACUGGACUCACUAUUAUGCAUCACCAAAAUGGAGGAACCCGCUGAGUUUCCUUGUCGGAUACAGCAACACCCUCGGAUUGGUGGGUGGUCUAUGUUCAAUCGAUUACGGAUUCUCCCUGAUGUUUCUCUCCGUCAUCGUGAUAGCCCGUGAUGGAAAUUGGACACCAAACAACGGCACUAUCUACGGAGUCUUCAUCGCCACUGUCGCCUGCCAUGGUCUCAUCGCUUCGACCAUGGCCCGUGUCAUGGGCAAAAUGCAGACCGUGUUCGUGGCCAUGAAUUUCAUCCUGAUAUUCGCAACCAUCAUCGCCUUGCCAAUUGGAACGGCGAGCAAGCGGAACAGCGCCUCCUACAUCUUUACACAUGUCUCGAACUUGACCGAGUGGCCCUCGGGCUGGACCUUUAUGCUCUCUUGGCUCAGUCCCAUCUGGACUAUUGGCGGGUUUGACUCGGCGGUCCACAUCAGCGAAGAGGCCACGAAUGCCACCAAGGCGGCACCGCUAGGCAUUCUGUUUUCUAUCGGUUCGUGCUGGCUGUUCGGAUGGAUCUGUUGCAUUGUCAUCGCGGCGUGUAUGUCGCAGGAUCUGGAGAGCAUCUUGGGCUCGCCCUUUGGACAGCCAAUGGCCCAGAUCUACUACGAUGCCCUUGGCAAAAAUGGAGCUCUGGGUUUCAUGGCUUUAUUGAUGAUUGUCCAGUUCUUGAUGGGUGUUUCCAUCCUGGUCGCCGCCUCUCGUCAAGCAUGGGCGUUCUCUCGUGAUGGAGCGUUGCCCUUUUCCCGAUUCUUCCGCCACAUCUCCAAGAAAUUCGGCUAUAUCCCCGUGCGCACGACGCUCGGUUGCGCCACACUAGCAGCCGUCCUCGGUCUUUUGUGUCUGAUCGCCCCAGCCGCCGCGGCAGCGCUCUUCUCUCUUGCCGUCGCGGGCAACAAUCUCGCAUGGGGAAUUCCGAUCCUCUGCCGCGUCGUCUGGGGUCAAAAGAAGUUCAGCCCGGGGCCCAUAUACACGGGCCGAGCGUCAACGCCCUUGGCCUGGGCGGCCGUCACUUUCCUGGUCUUUGGGAUCCUGUUGUGCAUGUUCCCCGUGGGCGGCCCCAAUCCGACCGCCGACAGCAUGAAUUACACCUGCGUGAUCAACUCGGCGGUGUGGGGAGGCGCGUUGCUUUACUAUUACAUUGACGCGCGCAAGUGGUUCCGCGGACCGCAGAUCACGAUCGAUCUGAGCCAGCUUACAGAAGAGCAGGCGGAGGCGCUGAGGGAGGAAGGACUCAAGGAGGAAGAGGGGACCGGGCAUGCGGUGAUCGGUAGUGGGGGGAGUAAAAGCGUUUCUGUCGAUAUGAAGGAUAGCUGA